UUAUUUUAUUUUGUGUCAGGGAUUGCUUGGACGUGUUUUCCUUCCUUUUCUGUGGCCAAUCACUCACAAACGUUUACUGUCCCCAGUACAUUCCUGCUGCAUGAGGAAGUCUGUUUAUCUGCAGACAUGAAUGCUGAUCGGCAACUAAGAAGGUUGUGGGAUGCACACACACACACACACUAAAAAAAUUACGUGAAGCUAAAAGUAAGACACCAGAACACAGAGAAGGUAGAAUAGAGUCAAAUAUGUUUUUUAUUGUAAUUGUAGGAACAGCAUGCAACAUCAAUCAAAACAUUUAUAUAUGAAUACAAUCGCUGUUCAAUAAAAAUAGAGCGUAAUAGAAUAGAAUAGUAUUGAUAAUAGAUAGAUAGGAAAUUGGGGGUGGAGAUAUUUAAGAUCAAUUUAAAUAGAAAUGAAGAAAUAUGAAGAAAAAAAAGGUGGGUUUAAUAAAAGUGGACAGACUGAGGAACUAAGAGUUCUAGAGUGGCAUACGUAUUUGAUAGAAUAUGCAACCUGAGAGGUUGAGAAGAGACAUCCGGAUUUGCUGGUUGGACCGGAAAGGCCAGAGAAGGUGUAGGCUGCCUUCCGAGGCAUGACAGGUGUGGUGAGAGACAAACAAAAAACAGACAGGCACAGGGACGACAGGAGAGGGAGGAGAGGGCGAGGUGAAACCGUGACUUUUAAAAAAAGCAAUUACAGGCAAAGUGAGUAAACGUGAUAGAGGAGACUGUAAAGAAGUCACCAUCCCCAGUUUCAACUUCAUAUUUCUGGCUUGCCUUUGCAUCAGAGGUUGAGGUUACAGGGUUACAAGACAGCGACAGAGGGACAGAAAGAUGGCUGAGGCCCCGAGGAUUGAACUCUUUGUGAAGGCCAGUUUGGACACCGAGAGUGUGGGAAACUGCCCUUUCUGUCAGAGACUCUUCAUGAUCCUUUGGUUGAAAGGGGUCAACUUCACCCUCACUACCGUGGACAUGAAAAGGGCACCUGACGUGCUGAGAGCUUUGGCUCCCGGCUCUCAGCCUCCCUUCCUUCUCUACAAUGAUGAGGUCAAAACUGAUACCAACAAGAUUGAGGAGUUCCUGGAGGAGGCCUUAGCCCCACCACAGUAUCCAAAACUGUGCUGUCGAUACAAAGAGUCCAAUGGUGCUGGAGAAGACAUCUUCCGGACAUUCUCAGCAUAUAUAAAGAAUCCCAAUCCUCAUCUCAAUGACAUGCUUGAGAAGAAAUUUCUUUCCAGUCUGGUGCGGCUGAGCAAGUACCUAGAGACCCCUCUUCCUCAUGAGCUAGAUCAGAACCCAAAUGCCCAUGAGUCCUCGCGCUCCUUCCUGGAUGGCAACACCCUCACCUUGGCAGAUUGUAACUUACUUCCCAAACUCAACAUUGUUAAGGUGGUGUGUAAGGAGUACCGAAGCUUCAACAUUCCUAAAGACCUUCGUGGUCUGACACGUUAUCUGGAAAAAGCCUACGAAAAAGACGAAUUUAAACUCAGCUGCCCAAUGGACAAAGAGAUCCUCUAUGCUUAUGGUUCUGUGGCCAAAUACCUGGCACAUUAGACCAAGGGGGUAUGACCGAGCAGCAUUAUUAAGAGCAAAGAAGAGCAGGACUACAUAUGACAGAUGACAGAUAAACGGAGAAAAGGUGACAGAAAUGCCUUAAAUAAUGCAUGUGAUUUAGGUUUUGUGUCAAGUUUAAUAUGGAUACUAAAGAGAAAAUGUUUUUAGAUGGACAGCUCAGUGAUUGGUUUUGCAGUAAAAGUGCUGUUGUUAAUAAGGAGUUGAUGAUGUUUUGUAUUUAGUGGAUGAACUACUGCAUGCUCUAAUUGUACUGGAUUUCUUUUUUAAGCCCCCUGUAAGAGAGAGAAAAGCACUGUAUAUCCCACAAAUCUUUUUUUUUGGUGUCCAAUUUUGCAUGCGUGUAUUACGUCUAAGCUAUCAUUCAUCAUUGAUUGCAGUUAAUCAGUUAGUGUUUAGUGAAAAAAAACCACAACAUUAGUGUGAGAACAGAACUGUUUCAGAUUCUUAAUUGAUUGAAGAAAUAGAACAAUCUAAUUUAAUGACGAAUAAUGUUUAAAAAAGUAAGGGAAAUAAAUUACAUGCAGGUGAGACUUAUUAUAAAGCUAUUUUUUUUGCACAUGGGGAAUUGUAUAAGCAAAUAUAUAAAUCUUUACUUAUUAUCAUAUCGUUUUUUUCUGUUAGGAAAGUUGCAACACUUAAUACAUUGUUUUAGUGAAUGCAAAGGUGUGUAUACACUGUGUGUCUUUACCUGUGAUUAUAUGUCUUUUCUUUUACCUACUCACAAAAAUGUGUUACAUGAUAUGUUCCAGUGUGUCGCAAGAAAGUGUAAUAUAAUAAUGCCAAUUUAAUAAAAGCAUAAAAUAAAAA
Molecule: messenger RNA, 2381 nt
Organism: Solea senegalensis (Senegalese sole)
Lineage: Eukaryota; Metazoa; Chordata; Actinopteri; Pleuronectiformes; Soleidae
Gene: clic3
Product: chloride intracellular channel 3
Exons: 6
Coding region: 834-1553 (239 amino acids)
Source: RefSeq, a predicted model, not a curated record